Messenger RNA from Manis javanica (Malayan pangolin), 1278 nucleotides. It is a transcript of the gene SMIM40, whose product is annotated as small integral membrane protein 40. The record is from RefSeq and is a predicted model, not a curated record. NCBI's taxonomy places the organism in Eukaryota, Metazoa, Chordata, Mammalia, Pholidota, Manidae.
UUUUUAAAAACUUCAGCUUAAGCCCCUGCAGUCCAAUUAUAAUUAUUCUCUGGCCCCAUAGGGCCCAGAGAUCAGGAAGAGAGCACUAUAGGUUUCAGCUCCUGGAUUGGCAGGCAGCCGGCAGAUCUGGGAGAGAACAAUGCCAACACAGACCCCAAAGGGCCUUUGUUGGUCCCCACCCACCUGGGUUGGUUGAGCCCUCCUCUGCACUCGGACCACCCACUGUAAAGCCACAAUGGGCUUUAGAUCCUUAACUAACGGUGGUUCACAGUCCACUUUCUCACCCUUUAUAUGUAGGGGUCCAAGACCUUGAGCCUUGAGCCUAGAGACCCAGAAUGACUCAAGCACUUCCAGCUUUCACAUCUCCAUCUUGGGCCUUCAGUUGCCAAAUAACAGAAUUACAGACUAGUGGAGGACAAACUUUAGGAAUCCUUUCAUUCAGACCAGUCACAUUGUACUGGAUGAUAAUGAUUGUUUCAAAGGUGCAGAAGCUCUUUUCUCCUCUCUCUCUUAGGUGGGGGAAUUAGUGUCAAGUCGGACAGGUGCAGGACUUGCCCCAUCCGCACUCCUUAAUCCUGGCCUUGCUGAGUAAGGGCUUCCAUCCCAGCCUCCCUGAUCCAGUCAGCUGCCACACUGUGGGUUACUAUGGCAGAGGAGGGGGCCGAUGUGGACCAGGAGGAUGUAUUUCUGGCAUUUGCCCAGGGUCCCUCUCCUCCCAGGGGCCCGCUGUGUAGGGCUUUGGACAAGGCCUUCUUUGUCUUCCUGGCCCUUAUCCUGACACUACUGAUGCUGGAAGCUGUUUAUAAGCUGCUGUGGCUGCUGCCAUGGGCAAGGCUUGGGAACUGGCUUCUGAGAACACCUCAGAAAGAGGAGGAGCUGGAAUUGUGACAACCUUUCCUAUAAACAUCCUCUUUCCCUGCCAAGGAGCGCUCCUACAGGAAGAGGCGACAAGACCCGAGAUAUUUUACUAGCCUCAUUUGGUCUCACAGCGGUAAUUUACACAGAUUCUCCUCAAAGCCUCCGCCCCCAAACGCCAGACCUCAGCCCCUAGAGCUUCUAGACAAAGCACGGCCUUCUGGUCAUCGCCUGCUCCUCGUCCAGAGGAGACCACCUACUUGCUUGGUCAAUAAUUCUGUCCAAGAGCUUGAAAAGCAAAUCAACAACAGCAAUAAUAACAAUACAUUUGUAUAGUGUGUUGUGCUCAUUUGUAUGCAAUUUUAUGAUUUCACUUUGGGGUGAUGGAGGAGAACCCUGGAUGCAGAAACAGCUGCUGGACAG